CUGCUGCCGCCGCCGCCGCCCCUGGCCCCGGCCCCGGCCCCGGCGCGGCCCCGGCGGCGGGUGCCUGGAUGUGGAGUUUGUCAUGAGUCCGGCCGGCUGCUCGCAUGUGAACAGCUUUAAGGUGGAGAACUGGCGGCAGAACCUGCGGGUCAUCUACCAGUGCUUCGUGUGGAGUGGGACCCCCGAGACCAGGAAGCGCAAGGCAAAGUCGUGCAUCUGUCAUAUGUGUGGCGCCCACUUAAAUAGACUCCACUCUUGCCUCUACUGUGUCUUCUUUGGCUGUUUUACAAAGAAACAUAUUCAUGAGCACGCAAAGACAAAGCGACAUAACUUGGCCAUAGACCUUUUGUAUGGGGGUAUAUACUGCUUUAUGUGUCAGGAUUACAUAUACGACAAAGACAUGGAACAAAUUGCCAAAGAAGAACAACGGAAAGCUUGGAAAUUACAAGCCUUCACCCCAACAGUGGUUUCUCACUACCAGUGUACAAUGACAGGCAUUGGAGAGAAGUAUUCAACUUGGGAGCCAACCAAACGGGAGCUAGAACUGCUUCGACAUAAUCCGAAGCGGAGAAAAAUAACCACAAAUUGUACCAUAGGUCUACGAGGGCUGAUCAAUCUUGGGAACACGUGUUUUAUGAACUGUAUUGUCCAAGCACUUACCCACACUCCACUACUGCGAGAUUUCUUCCUUUCUGACAGGCACAAAUGUGAAAUGCAAAGUCCCAGCUCGUGUCUGGUUUGUGAAAUGUCUACGCUUUUUCAGGAGUUUUACUCUGGGCACCGAUCUCCUCACAUUCCAUAUAGGUUAUUGCACCUGGUAUGGACGCAUGCACGACAUUUAGCAGGGUACGAGCAACAGGAUGCACACGAGUUCCUCAUUGCUGCAUUAGAUGUGCUGCACAGACACUGCAAAGGUGAUGAUAAUGGGAAGAAGGCCAACAACCCCAACCACUGUAACUGCAUCAUCGACCAAAUCUUCACAGGCGGGCUGCAGUCAGACGUCACCUGUCAAGUCUGCCAUGGUGUUUCUACGACGAUAGACCCGUUCUGGGACAUCAGUUUAGACUUGCCUGGUUCUUCAACUCCAUUCUGGCCACUUAGUCCAGGGAGUGACGGCAGCGUGGUAAAUGGGGAAAGCCAUGUGUCCGGAACCACCACACUCACAGACUGCUUGCGAAGGUUUACAAGGCCAGAGCACUUAGGAAGCAGUGCCAAAAUCAAAUGUAGUGGUUGCCAUAGCUACCAGGAAUCCACCAAACAACUCACUAUGAAGAAAUUACCCAUUGUGGCCUGUUUUCAUCUCAAACGGUUUGAACACUCAGCCAAACUGAGGCGAAAGAUCACUACGUACGUCUCCUUCCCCUUGGAGCUGGACAUGACACCGUUUAUGGCCUCCAGUAAAGAGAGCAGAAUGAAUGGACAGUACCAGCAGCCAACGGAUAGUCUAAACAAUGAUAAUAAGUAUUCCUUGUUUGCAGUAGUUAAUCACCAAGGAACCUUGGAGAGCGGGCACUAUACCAGCUUCAUUCGGCAACACAAGGACCAGUGGUUCAAAUGUGAUGAUGCCAUCAUCACCAAGGCUAGCAUUAAGGACGUUCUAGACAGUGAAGGGUACUUACUGUUCUAUCACAAACAAUUCCUGGAGUAUGAGUAGCCUUAUCCAACAGCUCUCCAGAAAAGCAAAAGGAAUUAAGCAAGCCUUCUGAAAUGACACACAGACCUACCUGAAAUGAAAAAAAAUAAGCCCAUACGAUAACAACAAGCACUGAGCUGUAUGCUAGGACCUACUUGAUUACGGCACACGGGCCUGUCGGAGGAAGAGAUGAACAAUGUCCGACAUCCACAUGGUCUUGAAUGGACAGAAAGGGGGGGAGGGGGAAGAGGCUAAAGUCAGUCUCAUAAAAGAGGAAAACAAAAUAAAAGGAAUGUUCUGGGUGGGGGAAAUGGGAGCAGAGGAGUCCUGACACUGGUACAUCUCCGAUGUUCCUUCUAAAAAAAAAAAAAAGGUGGGAAGGCGGGGAUAUACCCUCAUCUCCAUAAAGCAUCUUCUCCAUUGGUGCUUCAGCUCCAACUGACCAAUCAUAUAACAGUUAUAAGUUUAAAAAAAAAGGUUUAAAAAAAUCCAAGCCCAUUUUUUUUUUAUGCAUAUGGGUCUGAAAGCAGUAAAGUGGAGGAGACAGAGAUGACACAACAAAAAAAGGACUUUGCAAGUAUCUUUUUAUUUGUGAAUUUUAGUUAUUAAAUAAAUACAGUAUGAAACUAUUAGGCUCUGUUUUUUCAACAACCAUAAAGGAGAGGCCAGCUUGUGGAUCAGAGGCCUCCAAAGUGUGUCUGCCCCCCAGGCAGCCUGGCCUGGGACUGUUCGCCAAAGCAUCAGCACAGAUCCUUCUCUGAGCCCUCUUUUUGGUUUUGUUUUCUAAUGGUGUUUCCUUGUUGUUUUCUGUUUACUCUCUUUUUUUUUUCAUGGCGAUGAAUUUCACAAAUGCUAUUGUCAGCAAGAUGAAAAGAUUGGCAUGCUUGUGCUUAUAAAAGUGGUCUUGAUUCCUUUUCCUUUUUAAACUUGUGACCAAGUCUUGAUCUGUAAGAGUUGCUGUUUCUGUUGCUUCCCCUCUUCUUCCACGCCUUCUUUCCCUUCCUUGAAAAUAGGCAGUAUUUUAGAAACCCCGGACUCAGAGGCUAUGACAAAUGCCUGUUGGCAAUGCCUGGUGGGUGCAGUACAGACAAAUAGCUCUUGCCUCUCUUGAACUUCCCGCAUCACCAGGCUGUAAACCAGGCAUUUUCCUUGUCUGUGCUGUGUCUGAUUGGCCUCUUUCCUCCUGUUCGUCUCGAGCCCCACCCUGUCACUGCUUAGCAGGUGGUGAGCCAGUUCAAUUCUGUUUUGUCACAAAUGUAUUUCUUAUCUUCACCCUUUCACUCUUAAGAGUGGCUCAUUUGCCUGUCUAGACACUGGCCAUAACUCUACAUGCUGUGUGCUUGUUUCCCAGGAGGCAGUGCCACAGAUCUAACUGCAGUCAGUGAGGCACAAAGAUAUUAUUCACCUUGUGCCUCUUUAGAGUAGAGAGCAAAGAACCAAUUUAGCUUUGCCCUUUUCCCCCACUGAAUAUUUACAAAAUCUGUUCUGUCAUAUCGUAUAAGCCAGAGUAUCUGAAUCUGGACUGCAUCUAAUAGGUUAUGUGCCUCUACUUACAUAGUUUCCCUUAUGUUGGAAAACUAUGGCUUUCAGGGAGAGUGGAAGGUUGGGAAAGAAGGUAGUUUGGCAGUAAAGCUAAACAAGGAAAGCUUCGUUUCUUGUGAUCCGGGUAGCUUGCAUGUACCUACCUGUUCAAGCCCAGGCCUGGAAUGUGUUGGCCUAUGUUUGUGAAACUCCUACGUUUACAUCCUAGCGAUUGGGGGAGGGGGCGGUUGUCUUAAAUGUUCAGUUUCUAAAACGGACAUUCCCCUCAAGCUGCAUUCAAUACUGGGAAUCCUAGUCUACCUCCAAACAGUCAGGCUUGCAACCCCGGAGCUGAAUAGAACCAUUCGCUGCUUUAAGGGGGAGUUUCAUAAUAACUGCGGCUGAAGGUCCAAGAAGCUGGAAGACACUUGACGCAACAGUUAUCCACUAAUACAAAUGGCAGCCGCACUGUGAGGCCGACUGGCAAAACUUCCUUAGUGAUCGGCAGCAGAUUCCUAAUACUGACCCAGCUCAUUUUCUCUUGCCUCCUGUGGGGAUCCUACCUGCCUGCCUGCCAUGGAUGAUCACAGAUUCUAACUAGUCCCCAUCAGACUGAGCUUCAAAGAUUUGUGAUAUUAUGCCUUCAAGGAUAUCGCCCCCUUUUUUUUCCUCUCCCCCCCUCCCCCGC
Molecule: messenger RNA, 3842 nt
Organism: Dromiciops gliroides (monito del monte)
Lineage: Eukaryota; Metazoa; Chordata; Mammalia; Microbiotheria; Microbiotheriidae
Gene: USP22
Product: ubiquitin specific peptidase 22
Exons: 14
Coding region: 83-1654 (523 amino acids)
Biological process (GO): protein deubiquitination
Molecular function (GO): cysteine-type deubiquitinase activity; zinc ion binding
Source: RefSeq, a predicted model, not a curated record